UCUGCACAAAGGCUGAAGCCCGGGGAUGCGCAGAAUGUAAAUACAUCUCAGCUCAGAGAUCACUCUGUCACAGUAUUCCUCCAGACUGGCACCAUUUCUGGAGUGUCUUAGUUGUUGAAAGCACCUGUGAGUGAGAAGGCGACGUCGGAGCUGGAGCUGGAGCUCUGUGACUAGCUAAUUGCGUGGGACUUGCGGGACUUUUUACGAGAAGUGUAGUGUGCUCGGACUGGGAUUCUGCGGACCAGCGUUUAUGCACAACCUCUCGUUGGGAUCCUGAAUGAGAGCGCCAAAGCUGUUAUGAAAAUGUAUAUUUUUUAGAAAAAUACCACCGCUUAUGUCCGGCUCAUUUCUCUGAUCAUACAAUUUCAUGAAGAGGAAAAAACAUUCUGUUUAACAACUCGAUUAAGAUUCUCGUAAUCAAGGGAGAACAUUCCAUUCAGAAGCAAUUGGAUGAGUCGUAUUUGCCCUUGGCAACUGAAGAUGAUGUUACUAUGGAAACGACUUCUGCUGCUAUCAAUCAUUGGUUGCCUUGCCGCUCGUGCACAAGAUGUCCUAUUCCAAGGGCCAAAAUGGAGGACAGAGCCCAGUGACCUCAUUCUCCCCAACAACUCCCCUGACCAGGAAGCCACCAUUACAUGUGAGGCAGAGGGGAACCCCUCCCCACAGUACAGAUGGUCGCUUAACGGAACACUCAUUGAUCUGGGGAGUGACUACCGGCGUCACAUGUCUGGAGGCAACCUGAUCAUUAACAGUCUGGACAGGGAUGAAGACACGGGGAUAUACCAGUGCACUGCCUUCAACACAUGGGGGACUAUCCUCAGCCGCAGAGCCACUCUGCAAUUUGCAUACCUAGAUAACUUCAAGUCCCAAAUGGCACGGAGUGCUGUCAAUGUCCGAGAGGGCCAAGGAGUGGUGUUGUUAUGUGGACCACCCAUGCAUUCUGGAGAGCUGACAUUUGCGUGGAUCUUCAAUGAGUACCCCUACUUUGUCCAGCAAGAUAGUCGUCGAUUCAUCUCCCAGGAGACAGGAAGUCUGUACAUCGCAAAAGUGGAGCCUUCUGAUGUGGGCAACUACACCUGUGUGGUCAACAAUAGCAUCACUAAGGGCAAAGUCCUCAGCUCUCCUACACCGCUGGUCCUGAGGAAUGACGGAGCAAUGGGUGAAUACGAACCCAAAAUAGAAGUUCAUUUCCCUGACACUGUUCCAGCUGCAAAGGGAUCCACGGUAAAACUAGAAUGCUUCGCACUGGGAAACCCAGUCCCAGAAAUAAGUUGGAGGAGAACCAGCGGCGUCCCAUUUCCCAGUAAGGUGAAGAUGAAGAACUCCAACGCUGUCCUUGAAAUUCCACAUUUCCAGCAGGAAGACACAGGGACGUAUGAGUGCGUGGCAGAAAAUAGCAGAGGAAAAAACACUGCACGAGGUCGUAUCGCCUUCCAGGCGAAACCCCAUUGGCUCCAGACAAUGAUCGACGGCGCCCUGUCCAUUGAGGAGAACCUGUUCUGGGAGUGUAAGGCAAACGGGAAGCCCAAGCCCUCCUACAGUUGGCUGAGGAAUGGAGACAACCUAAUGGCAGAGGGCCGGGUGCAAAUCGAAAACGGGGCUCUCUCCAUAGCAGCAUUAAACCUGUCAGAUGCCGGGAUGUAUCAGUGUGUGGCUGAAAACAAACAUGGCAUUAUUUAUUCCAGCGCUGAGCUAAUGGUGUUAGCAUCACCUCCCAGUUUCUCCAAGAAUCCACUGAAGGCCCUGCUGAAAGCUCGCUCAGGCAGUGAAGUGGCUCUAGAGUGCAAGCCCCAAGCCUCGCCCCGGGCAAUUAGCUUGUGGAAGAAAGGCAAUGAGAUCUUGCAGAGAAACGAGAGGAUUACUCUGCUUCCCAACGGGACACUGAAGAUUGUCAACGCAACCAGGAGGGAUGCGGGGAGCUACACAUGCAUCGCUAAGAAUCAAUUUGGGACUGCGAGCACCACUGGAAGACUCCUUAUCACAGAGCCCACCAGAAUCACCCAGAGGCCUGCUAACAUGGAGAUCAUUGUUGGCGAGAGUAUCGUGCUGCCCUGCCAGAUUGCCAGCGAUCCAGCCUUGGAUGUGUCUUUCUCCUGGGCCUUCAACGGGCAGCUCAUAGACUUCCAUGGGGACGCCGACCAUUUCGACAGAGUAGGAGGGAGCAUUUCAGGAGAUCUGAUGAUUCGUAACAUCCAGCUGAAUCACGGGGGGAAAUAUGUCUGUGUUAUCGACACCGACGUGGAGAACUUGUCCGCUUCGGCCAUCUUGGUUGUGAAAGGUCCCCCCGGGCCACCGGACACAGUAGCGGUGGAGGAGAUCACAGAUAGCACGGCCCAGCUCUCCUGGAGCCCCGGCAGGGACAACGGCAGCCCUAUCACCGGCUACAUCAUCCAGGCCCGGACCCCCUUCACUGUGGGCUGGCAGGCUGUGGACACAGUUCCUGAGGUGAUCAAUGGCAACACACUGACAGCCACUGUGGUGGGCCUGAACGCCUGGGUGGAGUAUGAGUUCAGGGUGGUGGCCCGCAACAGUGUGGGCAUGGGAGAGCCCAGUCCAGCCUCAGCCAAGACCAGGACAGAGGAUACCAUGCCUGAUACAGCUCCCACUGAUGUUGGAGGCGGAGGAGGCACAAAAUCUGAAUUAGUGAUAACUUGGGAGCCCGUGCCUGAGGAACUGCAGAAUGGAGAGGGUUUCGGUUAUAUCAUCGCCUUCCGGCCGCUGGGUGCCGUCACCUGGACACGAGCGGUCAUCUCCACGCCCGGGGUGGCCCGAUACAUCUUCCGCAACGACACUAUCCCACCUUUCUCGCCGUUCAAUGUGAAGGUUGGGGCGUACAACAACCGUGGGGAGGGGCCUUUCAGUUCCAUAGCCACAGUGUUCUCAGCAGAGGAAGUACCCAUUGAGGCUCCUAAGAGGGUUUGGGGCAGGAGUGUAUCUGCAGCUCAAAUUGAAGUGAUCUGGGAAGCCCUCCCCAUCACCCCUGAAAGAGUGCUUGGUUAUGAGGUGGUGUACUGGGAAGAUGACACCAAGCCUGACACAGUAGGCAAAGUGAGAAUCUCUGGAAACUACUCAGCGGUCAAUGUGACUGGACUGAACGCUAACACACAGUAUUACCUAGCUGUGUGCGCUUUUAACACUGCAGGGACAGGGCCACAGUCUAUACCCAUCAACGCCACCACCAAGAAGCCAGCACCAGGCCAGCCUCCUUUGAAUGUAGAGUGGACCAUGAUUGGCUCUCUGCUCACUCUACACUGGGGUCCUGUGAUAGCCAUGGAGACAGAGGCAGAGGUCAUCGGAUAUCGUGUGCUGUUGAGAAGACACCGGUACAAUGACGUAAACAGCAUCGUAACAAACAAAACCAGGAUGGAACUGACGCUGUCUCCCAACGACAACUACCUGAUCCAGAUCAAGGCCCUGAGUGAGGGCGGUGAAGGUGUGGGCAGCGAACCCAUCCACAUCCACAGAUUAAGCAUGGGUGCACGGGGCUCGGGAGCGUCUAGUCUCAAUCCGCUAUCGCUGUCUCAUCUCUCUGCAUUCCUCAUCAGCGCUCUCCUCCUCCUCAACUCCUCCUGGUGAUGUCUGAUCACAGUCAUAGCCCUCCUACCGGCCCUCCUCUCUCCCUCUCCCUCUCCUCUAGCAGCCUGCUCCUGCAUUCAGAUGGGCAUGGGUGCAACCCUCUGUGGCAGUGCUGGACAGAACAGGAAUUUUGAAGGGGCCAUGCAUUGAAUAUUUAAAUGACGGUCUGGUAGAAAACAUGAAUUUGUUUGCAUGAUAUUUUACAGUUUCCUCUCAUGUCAUAAGUGCUGUCAUGCUGUACAGUUGAAGUCGGAAGUUUACAUACACUUAGGUUGGAGUCAUUAAAACUCAUUUUUCAA
This is a messenger RNA of Coregonus clupeaformis (lake whitefish), 3875 nucleotides long. RefSeq names its product contactin-3-like. The record is from RefSeq and is a predicted model, not a curated record. Gene Ontology annotation, molecular function: protein binding. Bases 451 to 3576 code for a protein of 1041 amino acids. Lineage: Eukaryota; Metazoa; Chordata; Actinopteri; Salmoniformes; Salmonidae. The transcript has 23 exons.